AAAAGAAUUUUGUUUAUGGACGUGGUAUUUAUUCAACACCUGAUGUGAAUGUUGUUGAAUUAUACGCCAAGGAAUUUGAGCAUGGUGAAGAUAAAUAUCUAGUGAUAAUUCAAAAUCGUGUGAAUCCUAAAGAUUUGCAAAAA
This is a messenger RNA of Racocetra persica, 143 nucleotides long. Lineage: Eukaryota; Fungi; Glomeromycota; Glomeromycetes; Diversisporales; Gigasporaceae. The record is from the annotation of a GenBank genome assembly.